CGACGCGAGUGCCUGUCAAUGGGAUGCGAGCAACACGUGCACGAAAGAACAGUGAAAAAACCAAACGGUCGGCCGAGUCCACGCGUCACUUUCGGGCUUGUUUCUUCGUACUCAUUACUGCACCCGUCGUCGCAUCGGAAACUCACAAGAAUAUCGUAAUCGGUCUCGUUCCCGUCGCCAUUGCCUCCGCCAUGGCAAACGUUCCAUCACGAGCGACAACCAUCAACACUCGUGUCGCUUGCACAAAAACAAAGUUACGCCUCGAGUUUCAGACAUGCAUCAUCAGCGUACCGAAGUCGGCGAAAAUAAACGAGGCAUGGAUCGGCCGAGCGAAUAAGAUCCCGGAGUAUCUUAAUCUGCUCGCAGUCGACUUAACAAAACCAGACGCUUGUUUCUGUUAGCCGAGGCUUCGGAAUUGCGAUAGCGCCCUCGCGAAACGGUACACUGACAUAUUUAAUGGCUACGUCGCUUGGCAGAUUUAAAACAUCAUGAACUGCUGGAGACUGUAGGUAACGUAGCCGUGCGCAUCUCUCUUGGAAGUUUUCUUGGGUUUUAUUUUUGAACAAGGUCAACUCUUUAACUCUGGGAUAUCUGAAGAACUCCAAGGAAACAUUAACAAUGAGCUAAUCGAAGAAAUAACAGAACGUAAAAAUUAUUACCCAAGCGCAUUCGACAGUUGGCAAGAGUUAGGAAAAAGAAAUCCGCUAGAAAUCUGGAAUAUGCUCCGACCCUAAAUUUUUGUCUACGUACCUCAAAUCUGUUCCGUGCCCUUGCCCAUUGAUUUGAAACCAUGUUUCAUACUAUUUAAUUGAAUUUUACACAUAAACUCGAUGCAGGGUAAAUGCAAAAAUUUAAUGUAUCAUAGAUCCAUUUUAUAUUCCUAAAGAAAUCUAACGCUUAAAAAGUGGUCGCUGAUGUGAAAUAAAUUAAUUAAGUGAAUCUUGA
Molecule: messenger RNA, 945 nt
Organism: Cephus cinctus (wheat stem sawfly)
Lineage: Eukaryota; Metazoa; Arthropoda; Insecta; Hymenoptera; Cephidae
Exons: 2
Coding region: 24-401 (125 amino acids)
Source: RefSeq, a predicted model, not a curated record